This is a messenger RNA of Aquila chrysaetos chrysaetos, 1143 nucleotides long. RefSeq names its product wiskott-Aldrich syndrome protein homolog 1-like. The transcript has 3 exons. Bases 549 to 1106 code for a protein of 185 amino acids. The record is from RefSeq and is a predicted model, not a curated record. NCBI's taxonomy places the organism in Eukaryota, Metazoa, Chordata, Aves, Accipitriformes, Accipitridae.
GGGGGGAACCGCCGAGGCGGGUAAGCCGCCGCCGCCUCGGCGGCGGCACCACCGAGCUUUCAGCCGGCCAGCAGUUCCGGCAGCGCGGCAUGCCGGGCCGGGCCCCGCCGCCGCCGCUGCUGCUGCUCUUCGCUGCCGCCGCCGCCGCCGCUGCGCCGCGGGGCGGCCCUGCCCGCGAGUCGCCGGCCGAGCCUCUCCCGCCUGGCCGGCCGCGCCGCUCACAUGCUGCGGCGCCGACUCCCGCUACCCCUCGGCCUCCCCCUCCUCCUCCUCCUCCUUCUCCUCCUCCUCCUCCUCCGCCGCCGCCGCCGGUACCGGGCGCCGCCCGCGGGAGCAGAGGGCUCGGCGCCCCCCCGGGCACCGCCGAGCUCGCCCCGCAACCCCGCGGGCUAUCCCCUCCCCGCUCCCUUCCCCUCCCGGUACUACCGGGCUCGCUCCCGGGACCUCCGGUGCUCGCCGACACCGAGCGCCUGCCGAGCCCCGGCGGUCGCUCCGGGACCCCCCGGCGCCGCUCCGCCUAGCCCCGACCCGCGCUCCGGCCGGCUCUCAUGCUGCCCGGACCGGGAUACCGCUGCCCUCCGUUCCCCCCCGGGGGAAACCCUCCGCGCCCCGACCGCCGGCGAGGAAGAGGAGGAAGAACGGAGCGAAGCUUUCCCGAGGUGCAAGUCCCGGCUGCGGCGGCCAGCCCCGCCGCUCGGCGCCAGCCGCGCUCGGGAGGCGGAGGGAGGGAUGCUCGGCCCCGAUCGCGCCGUUCCUUCGCUGGAGGAGCCCCCUCCUUCCCCGGUCCCGUGUCCCGUCCCCCCCCCCUCGAUUUAUCCCCCGGGAUAGAGCAGGGGGGAGCGCGGCCCUGCUCGCUGCUCCCGGGACCGCCGCUGCCGCCGGCCUCGGCCGGGGUUUGGGGAGCUCUCCCUUCCUCCCUCCCUCCCUCCUUCCUUCCUUCCCUUCCUCCCUCCCUCCCUCUCUCCCUCUCCCUCCUCCAGCCGGAGUUUGUUUUUCUGCUUUUCAGCAUCCCCGGGGGAAAACAUGAUAUCACAGACACAAGCAAAGCCUCCAGAAAUACAGGCAAGGUAUUUGAAGACUCUUCUGGGAGCCAGGCUUGUUGCUGAUGUGCUGGAAACAGUCCUAUUGGAAGAGCAGCUCUGU